GCCGGGAGGCGAGGCGAGGCUGAGGCGCAGCGCCGGCAGGAGGGCGAUGGUGCUGGCGUGAGCCGGGCGGGCUGGCCGGCCGGUCGCGGGGCCAGCGAGGGAGAAGCGGCGUGUGCCAAGUGCUCGCCAUGAGGCUGCAACAGCACGGGGACAACCGCAGGGCUGUGGCGGGGUUGCCGCAGUAAUGGGCAGCGUCGGCAGCGCUGCCUCUCGCCUGCCGUGUGGUGCUAGCGCCCGCCCGGCGGGGACCGGCCGUGAGGAGACCGGGGGCAGUCCUGCAGCAUCCACAUCCUCUGCUGUGUGAGGAAUGCUGAUCCCGUGAGAGAACUUCCUUUCAAUCACCUGCCUGCUACUCUUGCACACUGCUGCUGGCUGGUGAGGAGCCGUUCGGCUGGGCAGAGCUUUCCCGUGGAGAAGGGGGAGGCAGAAUAUGGAUUGUAGAGGACCCAUCGAGUUUCUCCCGCGCUGUUUGUACCGUGUCUGCCUGUCAAUCCGCUCCUGCUGAGCACACGCACUCUCGAGCCGGCUCUGGUAUUCACAGACUUGCUCCUGCAGGGAGAGGACUGCUCUUCCCCAGCAUCAUGGCUUCGGUUUGGAAGAGACUCCAGCGUGUUGGGAAACACGCAUCUAAGUUCCAGUUUGUGGCCUCUUACCAGGAGCUGAUGGUGGAGUGCACCAAGAAAUGGCAGCCAGAUAAACUGGUGGUGGUUUGGACCAGAAGAAGCCGAAGAAAAUCCUCUAAGGCUCACAGCUGGCAGCCUGGAAUCAAGAACCCAUACCGAGGGGUGGUGGUGUGGCCUGUUCCUGAGAACGUGGAGAUCACUGUGACACUCUUCAAGGAUCCCCAUGCUGAAGAGUUUGAAGACAAAGAGUGGACCUUUGUCAUCGAGAACGAAUCUCCUUCUGGCCGCAGGAAAGCGCUGGCCACCAGCAGCAUCAACAUGAAGCAGUAUGCCAGCCCCAUGCCCACCCAGACAGAUGUCAAACUGAGGUUCAAGCCCCUGUCGAAGAAAGUGGUGUCUGCCACCCUGCAGUUCUCUUUGUCCUGCAUUUUCCUGAGGGAAGGAAAAGCAACGGAUGAAGACAUGCAAAGCCUGGCUAGCCUGAUGAGUAUGAAACAAGCUGAUAUUGGAAAUCUGGAUGACUUUGAGGAAGACAAUGAAGAAGAUGAAGAAAACAGAGUGAACCAAGAGGAAAAGGCUGCAAAAAUUACAGAAAUUGUAAACCAGUUGAAUGCUCUGAGCAGCUUAGAUGAAGAUCAAGAUGACUGCAUAAAGCGAGCAAAUAUGCCUUCAGCUAAAUCAGCCAGUUCCUCUGAAGAGCUUAUCAAUAAGCUGAACUUCCUGGAUGAAGAGGAGCAAGACCUGGCCAACUCCAGCAUGAACCCCUUUGGUGAUCCUGAGGCAGCAGAGUUCAAUCCUUUUGGUGACCCUGAUGUGGAAGAAGCAGACACUGAAGUGGCCUCCUCUUCAAAGCCAGAAGAAAGGGUCUGUGGUGACAAUUACAACCCCUUCAAGGAUGAAGAUGCCCCAGAGUACUUGAACCCCUUUGAUGAGCCUGAUCCUGAGCCAGAAGCGUUUGUGACUGCAAGAGAUUCUCCUCCUCAGCCUGCCAAAAGGAAGAAUGUCAGACCGGUGGAUAUGAGCAAAUACCUCUAUGCAGAUACCUCUAAAGCUGAAGAGGAAGAGCUAGAUGAAUCAAAUCCGUUUUAUGAACCCAAACCAAGCCCUGCUUUAAUUAAAGCUGCUCCGCUGCAAGAACCAGAGAGGAAGAUGAAGAGGAAGGCUCCUGACCCACCACAGCUCCUGCCAAAGCCAGAGCCGGGCGUGAGCGAGAGCACAGCGGCGGCUCCUGCGGCGAGGGAGCUCUCUUCUUCUCCUAAGCCAAGCCCAAUACCAAGUCCUGUGCUGGGAAAGAAGCCAAAUGCCAGUCAGUCACUGUUGGUGUGGUGCAAAGAAGUCACCAAAAACUACAGGGGAGUGAAAAUCACCAAUUUUACCACCUCCUGGCGGAACGGUUUAUCCUUUUGUGCAAUAUUGCAUCACUUUAGACCAGACCUGAUUGACUACAAGUCCCUGAAUCCUCAAGAUAUUAAAGAGAACAACAAAAAGGCGUACGAUGGCUUCGCCAGCUUGGGCAUCUCGCGCCUGCUGGAGCCCUCGGACAUGGUGCUGCUGGCCAUCCCCGACAAGCUCACCGUCAUGACCUAUCUCUACCAGAUCAGGGCACACUUCUGUGGCCAGGAGCUGAACGUGGUGCAGAUCGAGGAGAACAGCAGUAAGAGCACCUACAAAGUGGGUAACUACGAGACGGACCCCAACAGCUCUGUGGACCAGGAGAAGUUCUACGCGGAGCUGAGCGAGCUGAAGCGGGAGCCCGAGCUGCAGGCGCCAGACGGUGCCCUGACAGACUUCGCUUCCCAAGACGACUCCGUCUUCGUCAACGACAGCGGCGUCGGGGAGUCCGAGAGCGAGCAUCAGACUCCCGAUGACCACCUGAGCCCCAGCACGGCCUCCCCUUCCUCACGCAGGACUCGAAGCGACACCGACCCGCAGAAGUCCCAGCAGAGCUCGGGAAGGACUUCUGCAUCUGAAGACGCUGGGAAGUGGAGCGGUGCGGAUGCGACGCAAGCGCAGCCGGCGCUGGGAAGGAAGAAGCUGCUGCUAGCUGAUGCUUUAGACUUGAGUGACUUGGCACACGUCAGUGAUCAAAAAGAGGACCUGUCCCCCACGGCUGCUCGGGAGGACAACGACAGGAAGAGACACCAGAGCUCAGACAGCACUGCUGGCUUCUCGGAGCAAGACAAGCUGGGGCGGCUAGGAUCUACUGGCAGCACACGAGCAGAUCUUGGCUCACCUGGCACAAAGCCCAGUUUAUCUCCUACUUCUCAGCUUGGAUACUCCCAGAAGGAUGUGGACCUUGCAAAGAAACCACCUGCUUCUCCGAGGCAGGCAGAUUCUGACUCUGACAGUGAUGCCAGGAUGGCUUUAAAUCACCCGGAUCAGACUGCAAAAGCAGCCCAGCAACGUAUGUUGUCAAGACAGGAAGAACUCAAAGAGAGAGCGAGAGUCCUGCUGGAGCAAGCAAGAAGAGAUGCAGCAUUAAAGGCAGGGAGCAAGCAGCUGAGCAAUGCUAUCAUCCCAGCCCGUGGCAAGCAGCUGAAUGAUCAGCAAGAUGAAGAGCGGCGUCGGCAGCUGAGAGAGAGAGCUCGUCAGCUAAUAGCAGAAGCUCGAUCUGGAGUGAAGAUGUCAGAACUUCCUAGCUACGGGGAAAUGGCUGCAGAAAAGUUGAAAGAAAGGUCAAAGGCAUCUGGAGAUGAGGAUGAGGAUGAGGAUAAUAUUGAGAUAGAUACUAACGAGGAGGCUCCUGAAUGCUCUGUUACUGGAGGUGGAGAUGAGCUUACUAACCUAGAAAAUGACCUUGAUUCCACGGCAGAACAAAACAGUAAGUUGGUGGAUUUGAAGCUGAAGAAGCUCCUAGAAGCUCAGCCACAGGUGGCAAAUUCACUCUCCAGUGCUGCUCAGAAAGCUGUAACUGAUAGCUCAGAACAAGACGUUAAGAAUGGAGCCGAGGAGCAGCGUGCCGAGCGCUUACAAAAAGCAGCGGACCGGUUUCGCAGCCCUGUCGUGUUCGGCAAGGAUUCUGCCGUCAGGAAAACCCAGCUCCAGUCCUUCAGUCAGUACGUGGAGAGCAGACCAGAGAUGAAAAGGCAGAGAUCAAUCCAGGAAGAUACAAAGAGAGGAAAUGAGGAGAAGGCUGCGAUAACUGAGACUCAGAGGAAGCCAUCAGAAGAUGAAGUGCUUAAUAAAGGGUUCAAAGACACCAGUCAGUACGUUGUAGGAGAAUUGGCAGCACUAGAGAAUGAGCAAAAGCAAAUUGACACCCGUGCCGCGCUGGUGGAGAAGCGCCUUCGCUAUCUCAUGGACACAGGCAGGAACACGGAAGAAGAAGAAGCUAUGAUGCAGGAGUGGUUCAUGCUGGUUAACAAGAAGAAUGCCUUAAUAAGACGGAUGAACCAGCUUUCUCUGCUGGAAAAAGAACAUGACCUAGAAAGGCGCUACGAGCUGCUGAACCGGGAGCUGAGAGCCAUGCUGGCUAUCGAAGACUGGCAGAAGACCGAGGCGCAGAAGAGGCGGGAGCAGCUUUUGCUGGACGAACUCGUUAUUCUCGUUAACAAACGGGACGCGCUGGUCAGGGACCUGGACGCCCAGGAGAAGCAGGCCGAAGAAGAGGAUGAGCAUUUGGAGAGGACCCUCGAGCAAAACAAAGGCAAGAUGGCCAAGAAGGAAGAGAAAUGUGUCCUCCAGUGAGCGGCCUUCCCGCGGCGGUGGCAGAAAUCUCUGCGCGGCUCUUUUCUUAAUGUUUUUAAACUGCCGACAUGAGGACUGGGGGGUGGGGGAAGAAAAAUAAACAAAACCAACAACAAGAAAAAAAGAAAGAGGAAAAAAAAAAAAAGACAAAAAGUUUAAAAAAAAAAAAAGGAAGAAAAAUGUAAACUUUUCCUCCCCCUGUUUUUCUUAGCCCAGACCUAGGCUGCACCGGGCCCCGCUCCGCUGGGUUUUUUUUUUGUUUCCAUUCAAGCGAACUCGUGUGUCCCAUGGUUUUCCUUGAUGGGCUCAGCUCUCCUGCUUGAAAGAGUUCGAAAUGGAAUCGCCGAGACUUCGAGGCGAUGCUGGAGAGAGAGAGAGAGAGAGAGAGAGAUGAGCGUCAGGAGCAGAAGAAAUUAAAGUUUGUUCUGGUUUCUGUAGCUGGAGGAGGGCUGAGUUUUGGAAUAAAUACGUUUUUGUCAUAAUAGGAUUAGAGAAGGGGAUAUAGGAAAGAAAGGGGGGGGGGGGGAAGUAAUAAAUAAAAAAAUCAUUGGGAAUGGUUUCAUCUAGUCCUGACAUAUGUAAUACUUCAUCAGCUACCUACAUUUUAUAGUUAGGUCAGAUCCACACACACCCCCCCCGCGUGAUUAUUAAAAAUGUGCGGUGUUUACCCGUGUUUGAUUCCAGCAGGUUGACAUUUCCCCGGGAGCGGAGCCGAGCUCCUCUGCUUUGCUUUGGGGUGGGGGUGGUGCGUUAACCCCCUCCCAGAGUUAAGGCAAAGCCCGGGGGAGCGGCUGCAAAGCCCGCGACAGCCCGGCCACCACCACCCGGGACAACGUGGCGCUUCCCACCCGCGCCCCCCCGCAUCACCCCGCGGGGACGGGCCCGCUCCACGUUAUUUAUUGUGCCCAGGCCGCCUUUUGUUCCACCCCCCCAUCACCCUUCACCCUGCGUCCUGCCCCGUCUGUAUGCCCCCCACGCGUGUCGCGCUGUCGCUUCAUCCCUUCGUGGAGCUCGUCUCGUUUAUUUAUUACAAUACCAAGUCAUAUAAGAUUUUCAAUAAAAGCCGAAUCUUUCUUACCGUA
Messenger RNA from Pogoniulus pusillus (Red-fronted tinkerbird), 5392 nucleotides. It is a transcript of the gene EHBP1, whose product is annotated as EH domain binding protein 1. The transcript has 25 exons. Gene Ontology annotation, cellular component: filamentous actin; microtubule organizing center. NCBI's taxonomy places the organism in Eukaryota, Metazoa, Chordata, Aves, Piciformes, Lybiidae. Gene Ontology annotation, molecular function: protein binding. Gene Ontology annotation, biological process: actin cytoskeleton organization. The record is from RefSeq and is a predicted model, not a curated record. Bases 582 to 4310 code for a protein of 1242 amino acids.